Molecule: messenger RNA, 1037 nt
Organism: Perognathus longimembris pacificus (Pacific pocket mouse)
Lineage: Eukaryota; Metazoa; Chordata; Mammalia; Rodentia; Heteromyidae
Product: heterogeneous nuclear ribonucleoprotein D-like
Exons: 2
Coding region: 1-900 (299 amino acids)
Biological process (GO): regulation of gene expression
Cellular component (GO): nucleoplasm
Molecular function (GO): poly(A) binding; poly(G) binding
Source: RefSeq, a predicted model, not a curated record
AUGACAGCUACAAAAGCUUUCAACAAGUCUGGUAAGAGGUGUUCAAUUGGUGCAGAAUUAUAUGUGAAUCUCUUCCGCCGCCAUUUUAAAUCUAGCUCCAUACAACGCUCCGCCACCGCCACCCGGACUACGCGCCAGCACCCUUCGACCGACCAUCCCGCCACCAUGGAGGACAUGAACGAGUAUAGCAACAUAGAGGAAUUCGCAGAGGGAUCCAAAAUCAGCGCGAACAAGAAUCAGCAGGAUGACGGUAAAAUGUUUAUUAGAGGCUUGAGCUGGGAUACGAGCAAGAAAGAUCUGACAGAGUAUUUGUCUCGAUUUGGGGAAGUUGUAGACUGCACAAUUAAAACAGAUCCAGUCACUGGAAGAUCAAGAGGAUUUGGAUUUGUACUUUUCAAAGAUGCUGCUAGUGUUGAUAAGGUUUUGGAACUGAAAGAACACAAACUGGAUGGCAAAUUGAUAGAUCCUAAAAGGGCCAAAGCUUUAAAAGGCAAAGAACCCCCUAAAAAGGUUUUUGUAGGUGGACUGAGCCCAGAUACUUCUGAAGAACAAAUUAAAGAAUAUUUUGGAGCUUUUGGAGAGAUCGAAAAUAUUGAACUUCCCAUGGAUACAAAAACAAAUGAGAGAAGAGGGUUUUGUUUUAUCACAUAUACAGAUGAGGAGCCAGUAAAGAAGUUGUUAGAAAGCAGAUACCAUCAAAUUGGUUCUGGGAAGUGUGAGAUCAAAGUUGCACAACCCAAGGAGGUGUAUAGGCAGCAACAGCAACAACAGAAAGGAGGAAGAGGUGCCGCAGCUGGAGGAAGAGGUGGUACUAGGGGUCGUGGCCGAGGUCAACAGAGCACUUAUGGCAAGGCAUCCCGAGGAGGUGGCAAUCACCAAAAUAAUUACCAGCCAUACUAAAGGAGAACAUUAGAGAAAGCAGGAGAUGCUAAAGAAACCCAUCUUACAGGACUACAUUGAAGAUUUGGUCUUCUGUUGAUCUGAUUAUUUUGUAAAGACUUUCUAGUGUAUAAGACACAAUUGUGUCCAACUUUAUA